UGUUUCUGUAGGCGUUAAUGGUGCGAUACGUGGAGGCAGUCGUUCAAGUAGCGAAGGAAGAAGCGUCAGUCUUCGUCAUGACCGGCGUGCGCAUCAUGGUGGUAUCUUCGCAUCUCGGGCAAGACAACACGGGCACUUUGAGGCACAUGGCAUGGCGAGAGAGUGGGCCAUGGACGUUUUUCUCACCGUGCGCCAACGAGGCUGGGGUGAACAUGUCCACCAAACGCAAGUGCCCCGCUUGCGCAGUACAGGUCCUGGUUAAUACCGCCUGCCUCCGGGCCUUCUCAUUCUGCCUCGUCAUCGGGACCAACGCACUCGAGAGCUUCAAUGGGAGUGUCGCGGCCAUGGUGUCCAAGCGCAGCGACUUCUACAUCAGUCACGUGGGCAGAGCCCAACUUGCUCUCCUAAAGCGGUGCUUUCCCGGAGGGUACCGCGAGGUUGUUAGGCGAAUUCGCAAGGCGUGUGGACUACCGCCGCUAACCAAUCGGGCGGAAGAGGAGACACUGGUCCACCAGAGGAAGGCAAGGCACCUU
Ectocarpus sp. CCAP 1310/34 is the source of this 533-nucleotide messenger RNA. NCBI's taxonomy places the organism in Eukaryota, Phaeophyceae, Ectocarpales, Ectocarpaceae. The record is from the annotation of a GenBank genome assembly.